AUCAGGAAACAGAACCCGAUUUCCCUCUCUUGCUACAAUCAUUAGUGCCGGAGACACUGGAAGAGUGAAUUUCUCCAUUCUGCUGUCGGAGUUUGGAGGCAAACAGAGGUGGACUCAGAACCCAAUAUAAGACGGAAUUUGUCGAUCUCCAUAGUAAUUGGCGGAUUUAACACAAUGGAGCCUGCCUUUGGGGAGGUGAACCAGCUAGGCGGUGUAUUUGUGAACGGCAGACCGCUUCCCAACGCCAUCCGGCUCAGGAUUGUAGAACUCGCCCAGCUGGGCAUAAGACCGUGCGACAUCAGCAGACAACUCCGGGUAUCACACGGCUGUGUCAGCAAGAUUUUGGCCCGGUACAACGAGACUGGUUCUAUACUCCCGGGGGCCAUUGGAGGCAGCAAGCCGCGGGUCACUACCCCGACGGUGGUCAAACACAUAAGGACUUACAAGCAAAGGGACCCUGGUAUUUUCGCAUGGGAAAUUCGGGACAGGCUCCUCGCGGACGGGGUGUGCGAUAAGUUCAACCUUCCUUCAGUAAGCUCUAUCAGCCGGAUCCUUCGCAACAAGAUCGGGAAUCUGUCGCAACAGAGCCAGUACGAGUCGAGCAAACAGACGCCUCACCCGCAACCGCAGCCUACGCUUCCGUACAACCACAUCUACUCGUACCCGACUCCCAUCUCGGCUGCCGGGGCAAAAGUACCUACUGGCCCUGGCAUGCCCACCCUUCCUGGACACAUGGCAAUGCACAGGAUAUGGCCGUCCUCGCACUCAGUCACCGACAUUCUGGGCAUUCGAUCUAUAACAGAACAACAAAUUAGUGACAGUUCGUCAUUUCCCAGCGCCAAACUAGAAGAAUGGAGCGCUAUAAGCAGGACUAACUUUCCUCCGGCAAGCUCUGCACUAAUCAAUGGCGUGGAUAAACCGCACUUAGAACCAGAGGCAAAAUACACACAGACGCCGAAUGGAUUGCCCACAGUGAACAGCUAUGUCACGGCUCCCAGCAUCCCUCCCUACCACCCACCCACCCAAGUGUCGCCCUACAUGGGGUACAGCGCCACCACGUCGGGCUAUGUGACCGCCCCCACAUGGCAGCCGGGCAGUGGCAGUGCCCUCUCUCCCCACAGCUGUGACAUCACCGGCCCGCUGGUCUUCAAGGGCAUGGCGGGGUCCCGCGAGGCCAUCCACCCCGUCACCGCCUCUGUCCUCUGAUGGGCUCUUCCCUGCGCACACAGGGCCAGGCAACGGCGGAUUAAACCAAAGACAAAGGGGGGGGGGGGGGAUUCUCACCAAACGCUCACCCAGAGUGAUCCUGUACACCAUCGUCUCUACUCUAUUUAUAUGGACUUUAAACAAAAAAUAAUGCUCCCGUUUUUUUCUGUUCUUACCUUUUCUUCUAUUACGUAGUAAGAAGAUGUGUCCUAAGCACCCUCCCCAAAAAAUGUCUCGGAUGACAGAGCCUGUUAAAGUGGGAAAUGCCUCUCCGCGGUGGACACCAUUGUGCCUUUUCAGCAGUGAUCCCACAGGCCCGGACCUGGUGUACACUGGGACUAAGAUCACUGGUGACGCAUUCAACCCAUGUGACAUGCCCACUGGUGAAAAAUCAGUUAAUGGAAAAACGCAAGCCUCUCUGUUUUAAUUGUGUGCACUUCUCUACAAGUUUUUUUUUUUUUUUUAAGGAGUCUUGCAAAAAAUUUAGACAAAAAAAUAAAGAGUCAUUUAAAACAUGAUGGUCAGGUAAGCUUGCAUUUACGUGAUGCAGGAAAUUGUUGAUGUUUUUGAUAUUUUGAAUUUUGUUUGUUGGUUUUGUUUUUGAAAAUAGAAAGUUUUUUUUUUUUUGGACAUUUUUUAAAUCUUUAAAUGUAUGCCAAAACUUCUGAGAGAAGUUACCCUCAUUUUUAUUUAUUGGACUGUAUGGUGUGUUCAACAAAGUGCAAUUAUAACCAUCUUCUUCAUCAUGGGAAUUAUGCACACGUAACCACCAGCAUUUUUAUUUGGCGUUUAAUCGAUGUAUUUAACAGUAAAGCUGCACAUUUCCAAACAUUGCAUUAUGAAAGUGAAUGUAUCUUUUUGGCAACAUUUGACGGACAGACAGCUCUUUGUAGAUGACUGGUUAGAAAUUUUCAAAGCUAGCACCUGUUGUUGCCCCCUUUCUUUAUGUUGAACGUAACAACACCACUUUAAAAAAAGAAAAAAAAGCGACGAUUUCAAAUGGACGUGAGACUAACUAGCCUAUAUCCAAAUAGAUAGGUUUCUUACAACCGAAUGUGUACUCAAGUGCUCUUACAUUUGAGUCGUUACAUUCAAAUUGAGAUUUCAAUAACAAUUAAAAAAUGCUUAUGAUAGCAAGAUUAAUAAUAAUUCUCUAUGUGUAAAUAGCAGCAGUAAUUAUAAAUAUUGUUAAUUGGAACGCAUUUGUCCACUUGUUGUUUGUAAAUACAAAAACCAUAUUUAUUUUCUUAAAAUGCCCCAGAGUGUUGGCGUUUAUGUUUUAGUCUUUCUUUGUCGGCUUCUUCUAAUAGCCAUUGCCCCGGGAUGACGUUCUCCGUAAUGUGUAGGCCUACAUUUUGCCCGGAUUUCACCAUCCGAGCUUGCAUCUCACUGACGAGACCUUAUUACCUUACACUACAAUCAGUAAAUCUAGUAAACCUCCCUUAUCCGCUGUUAUUAUUAUUAUUAUUAUUAUUAUUAUUAUUGUGUCGUGCAAGGUGUAUAAAAAACAUUUCUUGGGUCAAACUCCAAAGUGGGCCGCCAUAGUCUAUCUUUCCAUUUACUUAAGGAAAACCUGAUAGCGUGUGGCUGAAUCCAAGUUUCAUAUGUACACCACGUGGUCUGCCUUUUUUCUCCUUUAAGCAGGUGAUUAAACCCAUGAGAAAACUA
Messenger RNA from Anguilla rostrata (American eel), 2874 nucleotides. RefSeq names its product paired box 9 (gene pax9). The record is from RefSeq and is a predicted model, not a curated record. Lineage: Eukaryota; Metazoa; Chordata; Actinopteri; Anguilliformes; Anguillidae. Bases 175 to 1206 code for a protein of 343 amino acids. Gene Ontology annotation, biological process: regulation of transcription by RNA polymerase II; anatomical structure development. Gene Ontology annotation, molecular function: RNA polymerase II cis-regulatory region sequence-specific DNA binding; DNA-binding transcription factor activity, RNA polymerase II-specific. The transcript is spliced from 4 exons.